Molecule: messenger RNA, 3818 nt
Organism: Cololabis saira (Pacific saury)
Lineage: Eukaryota; Metazoa; Chordata; Actinopteri; Beloniformes; Belonidae
Gene: slc33a2
Product: major facilitator superfamily domain containing 3
Exons: 6
Coding region: 260-1525 (421 amino acids)
Biological process (GO): transmembrane transport
Cellular component (GO): membrane
Molecular function (GO): transmembrane transporter activity
Source: RefSeq, a predicted model, not a curated record
AAACACGCCCGUUCCUGCAGUUCUCCGGGUCCCUAAAGAAGGAUUUUGUCACCAAACCUGGCAACUCACAGCUCGUCCAGCCCUCAACUGUAAACAAACCGAGCUCCUUCUGGGAUUAAGGCUGGGCUAAGCAGCAUGUCAUUCAGUUAAUCCACUGGUUCAUUUGAAGUCCCACCGUUAAUCUAAAAGAUGAUAGAGACCUGACUCAUGGACCACUGCAGUGUCUGCUCAAGCAGAGGAUUGUUUUUGGAGGUAGACCAUGAAUGACAAACUUGUCUUCCUGGGCCUGCUGUACUUUGUCCAGGGCAUUCCCUAUGGUCUCCAGUCGUCUUUGCUCCCAGUCUACCUGCGUGGGGCCGGCCACUCUCUCACCCGCAUUGGUUUCACCAAGAUCCUGUACUUUCCAUGGGUGCUCAAGGUCCUCUGGGCCCCUCUGGUAGACAGAGUCGGUACUAAACGUCGCUGGCUGGUGGGGACAGUGUCUGGACUUGCUCUCACGUGCCUCACCAGUUCCACCUUGGCUCCAGAGGCGCAUAUUUGGGGUGUAGCUGGAACUCUGUUGGCAAUGAACACCCUGGCCUCAGUCCAGGAUAUAGCUGUAGAUGGGGCUGCAGUUGGGUUGCUGAAAGGCCGUGGAGAGCUGGGACUGGGCAAUAGUGCCCAAGUUGUUGGGUAUAAGGCUGGGUCAGUGUUUGCUGGAGGUGGGCUCCUGGCUGUGAUUGAUGUGGCCGGAUGGAACUGGAUGUUUAUGCUAUUGACAUUUGUGUAUGCAGGUGUGGCUCUCUUUGUUUGGGGGGCCCCUGUGCUAGAUGAUGAGGGUGUAAGGGGGCAGCAGGCUGACUGCAGUAGGAAGGGAGGGCAGGGAGCGGAUGCCGUGGGGCCAUGGAAGGUGUGGAGGAAGCUGCUGGCGGUGCCUGGUACCCCAUGGACAAUGCUGUAUGUGCUCACAUACAAACUGGGUGAGCAGGGUGCAGUUACAAUGUUUCCUCUUUUCCUGUUGGAUCAUCACAUGACGGCCAGGGAGCUCGGCUUCUGGAACGGCAUCAUUGCCAUGGGCUUCUCCAUCUGUGGGUCGUCGCUUGGAGGCCUGCUGCUCGCGCAGUUCAGCAUUGGGGCCAUGAUGCGACGUGUGUUUGUGCUGCGUACCAUCAGCAUGGUCUUCCAGAGUUCACUGCUCACUGUGCUGGAACCGUCACCGCUCAUGAAAGGUAUGGCAGUCCUGAGCAUGAGUGUUCAACACUUCCUGGGUGGUCUUAUCACCACACUCACCUUCACUACCAUGAUGUAUUGCACUCAGAGAGCAGAAGAAAGCAUUCAGGCCACCCACUACAGCUUCCUGGCGACUCUAGAGGUGCUGGGGAAGCUGAUGUUUGGCGCUCUGGCUGGAGGAUUGGUGGAUUGGUUUGGUUUCCAAGUUGCCUUCCUCUUCUUCCUCACCCUCUCGGCGGGAACAGCCCUUCAUGUGUGGACAGCUACUUACACCGGUGCUCUAAGGGAGCACCAAAUCAAAGACCAGCCCAAAUGACAUCAGGAAAGUCCUGAUUCUGGUCAAGCACAGGUACAGAAAAAGAUGAGAUAUUUUUGAGUUUUACUAUGAAUAAUUGGACAUGGUUCUUGAAUCCUAUUAUAUGUAACAUAAUUUCAGUGAAGUGUUUCAGUAUGGAUGAUUUAUCGAAAAAACAUCAGCCAUUCUUUAAGGAGAAAUCAGCCAUGCGUUUAAGUCCUCUGUGGCAAAGUGCACGCAUUUUCAUGACUCUGCAAAAGCUUUUUUUUUUGCAAUGGCCUUUAACAACUGGCUUAUAAUUUAUUUGAAAAAGUCUUAAACAUGUAUAGUUGGGUAAUGAAUACUUUGCAGGUUAACAUUAACAUGAUCAGCUGUAUUCAGUAUUAAGGGCCGUCCACACGAGAACUUUUUUUAACAACUUUUUUUUAAAUUAUUAUUUCUGUUGCUUCUGUUUUAAACCUUUUAAAGCACAUUGUGUGGCACAAGUUGUUUGAAAAGAAUGUACGAAUAAAGUUUGAUUGAAUGAAUGAUUGAUCCACAGAACAACUUAGGGAUAAUCACACCAAUACAUGCAUUCACGCAACUGACCAGUAAUGUUUUGUAAACAUUAGGGAUCUGCUGCACCCUUCACUGGUGCCCUGUCCGAAAAAAGUGUUAGCAUAUUUAACAAGAUAUUUUUUUUUUUUUUUUUUUUUUUUAAUGAUUCUCACAGUCCACAGCAGCAUUACAAAGUCUGCAGUGUGUAUAAAGUACAUAUGAUGAAAAUGGAAAAUUGUAUUCAUACAUGCAGUUUGUAUGAGCAAAACUCAGUUUUAAAUUAGUCAUUUUUUUUAAUGUAAUGUUAAUUCAGUAAUAGGAAUAGUCUGUAGCUAAAACUGCUUACUUCCUGGGAUAAGUGUUUCCUGCAAUAUCAGUUGGUCAAAGUAGUCGUAGAAACAUCCAGUGAGACAUCAGUAUGUGAUGUGAUUGGGGCUUUAUCUAGUUUUACUAUAAAGAAUAUGAAUGAAAAUGGUGUAAAACAGCAUUAUAUUAUCAUCAAGUGGUUUGUUAAACCUUAAAACACUUCCAAUUAAUAGUAUUAUUAUUUUUUAUCAUGCUAGUGAAGUCUUCACUUUUUUUUACAUUAACAAUAUUUACAGGAAUCUUUGUAAAGUUUGAGUUUUAGUUCUUUGUGUGGAUGCCCCUUUACUGACCGAGUGGGAAUGGUGCAGCCAAUAAACAUGAUGAAUGGACAGGGAUUAGUGUGUUUAGCAAGAUGUAUAUUCAUUUACUGAGAGUACAGAAGUACCAUGAAUCACAGGGACAUAUAAUCAAAGCUAUUUUUUUAUCAUCUGAGCCAUUUAAAUAUUGUUAUAAGGCAGCAAUAAGAGCUAUAGCCAAAAGCAAUAUUGCAACUUUGUUUUUUCUAUCAUAUUAUACUGUAUUGUAUGAAUCUUAGUCAUUCUCCUACAUUUUAUGGUUUACAGUUGUAAAUGAAUAAAUCUCUGCUACCUCGUAUCAGCACUGUAUGGUACGAUACUGAUACACAAUGUACAAUAGCAGUGCAAAGUAAAGUACACACUUGUUAACACUUAACAACCAUAUUUUACUUAAAACAGUUAGCAAAAGUAGGUCUGCAGUUUCUGAGGCUUUCUUAUAAAAAAGAGGAUGAUAAUGUAGUUCAGUACCUGUUGGUAGUGUCAAGUCCCUUCCUUUGAAAUCCUACAGGUGUUAACCUGGCACUCGUGGGAAACCUCAGCCUUACACACUGCAUGGUGCCAUCCUAUUUCUUUUUUUGACUUAUUAAAACGGAACAAAGAAACGACAAAAAAACAGUUUUCAAGAAAACUUGAAUGACCAAUCAUGCUGGGAAAUUACAGUUCCUGAUAACAUUGCAUCACAUUUGUGCUUUAAAUGCUGUAUUCUCUGUACUACUGUAUCUCUUAGAUAAUACGAAUGAAACAUGAAAGUAGAAUAUUUUUCCUUUUUUGAUGUUGUUUAUUUUUUUGAAACAGUAAAAUAUCCCCAUAUAAGUCAAAGUAUAGGUAGGAAUCAAGUCUUGAAUUAGAUGUAAGCACUGAGGGGUGUCAGCAAUGAAAGCUUGACAGCAAUAAGGACAUCUCAAUAAGUUUAGCUAAUUAAAACAGUUGGUCUUCUGCUUUCCCUCAUAUAAAUACAAAUAGAGAUGCCUUACCCCAUCAUUACUGUUUUAUUCAUGUAGCCAGGUCUACUGUCAUGUUCUGACUUCAGAUCAUUUUCUGCAAAGCACAUCUCUUGUCUCAGCGCCUGUGUUACCUGCCAGAGAUUUGCACAAAAAUAAAGCUGCUGAGUGAAA